Molecule: messenger RNA, 11323 nt
Organism: Bicyclus anynana (squinting bush brown)
Lineage: Eukaryota; Metazoa; Arthropoda; Insecta; Lepidoptera; Nymphalidae
Product: ankyrin-1
Exons: 35
Coding region: 177-8012 (2611 amino acids)
Biological process (GO): negative regulation of delayed rectifier potassium channel activity; neuronal action potential
Cellular component (GO): synapse; axon initial segment; membrane
Molecular function (GO): transmembrane transporter binding
Source: RefSeq, a predicted model, not a curated record
CGUUUCAUUCGCGCUCGAUGCGUCGUCUACUGUGAUGCGUUAUGUUGCUUUGACGGCCCGUUGUCUAUGGGGAAGUCUCGGUCGUAAUAAAUAGUGGCUUUGCAUUUUAUGAUCAGUGAAUUGAGAGGAAUUAAUAUAUUUCUAUGUAUGAGAGUGUAUAAAACAACUAUUUGAAUAUGGCUUUGGAGGGUGUAAAAAGUGAAAAAAGUGAGGAAAACAACGUCAACGUACCUGACGGCAAGCCGAACGGGAUAGACAACAAAAGUAAACAGAUAGACCCCAACACAGCGUUCCUUCGCGCGGCCCGCGGCGGCCAACUCGACACAGUGGUCGACCUCCUCGACUCCGGAGCUGUCAAAGACAUCAACACAUGUAAUUCGAACGGACUCAAUGCUUUACACUUAGCAGCUAAAGAUGGACACAUUGCAGUUGUGGAAGAACUACAAAAGCGCGGCGCAGUCGUCGACGCUGCCACAAAAAAAGGAAACACAGCACUCCACAUAGCAUGCCUCGCCGGCCAGGAGUCGGUGGUGCGCGCGCUGCUCGCCGCGGGCGCCAAGGCGGACGCGCAGUCCGCGGCCGGCUUCACGCCCCUCUACAUGGCCGCGCAGGAGAACCACGCGGGCUGCGUCAAGAUGCUGCUGGCGGCGGGCGCGAGCCAGACCCUGGCCACUGAGGAUGGCUUCACACCUUUAGCUGUAGCAAUGCAGCAGGGACACGACAGGGUGGUGGCAGAGCUGCUGGAGUCAGACACGAGGGGCAAAGUCAGAUUGCCGGCGUUACAUAUUGCGGCUAAGAAAAACGACGUCAAAGCUGCUACACUUUUACUCGAAAACGAACACAAUCCAGAUGCAUGUUCAAAGUCGGGCUUCACUCCCCUCCACAUUGCAGCGCACUAUGGGAAUGUGGGAGUGGCCAAGGCUUUGCUACAAGCAGGCGCAGAUCCUGGUCGGGCCGCCAAACACAACAUCACUCCUCUACACGUGGCCAGCAAGUGGGGACAGUUGGCCAUGGUCGAUCUAUUGGUGGAAAACGGCGCAAACAUAGCAGCGAUGACCCGCGAUGGCUUGACACCAUUGCACUGCGCGGCGCGCUCCGGCCACAGUAACGUGGUGUCGCGAUUGUUGCAUCACGGAGCACCCAUUGCAAGCAAGACUAAGAAUGGUCUCACCCCUCUCCACAUGUCCGUGCAAGGCGAACACGUGGAGACGGCCAAGGUGCUGCUGACGGAGGGCGCGCCCAUCGAUGACGUCACUGUGGACUACCUCACCGCGCUGCACGUCGCCGCGCAUUGCGGGCACGUCAAGGUAGCAAAACUACUCCUGGACAGAAACGCGGACGCGAACGCGCGCGCACUGAACGGGUUUACACCACUACACAUUGCGUGCAAGAAGAACAGGCUCAAAGUUGUUGAGCUGUUGCUCAAAUAUGGUGCAAGUAAAUCUGCAACUACAGAAUCAGGGCUGACCCCCCUCCACGUGGCGUCGUUUAUGGGUUGUAUGAACAUCGCGCUCGUGCUAGUAGGGGCAGGGGCGGACGCAGACGCCGCUACGGCGCGGGGCGAGACCCCCCUGCAUCUAGCGGCGAGGGCGCAUCAGACGGACCUUGUGCGUGUGUUGUUGAGGAACAAUGCCAAGGUGGAAGCCCGGGCCCGUGAGGAUCAAACCCCCCUGCACGUCGCUGCGCGCCUGGGCCACGGCGACAUCGCGGCGCUGCUGUUGCAGCACGGGGCGCAGAUCGCCGCCACCACCAAAGACAGAUACACGCCGCUACACAUCGCCGCUAAAGAGGGCAAAGAAGAAGUAGCGUCCAUCCUCCUGGACAACAACGCACCCAUAGAAGCAGAGACUCGAAAAGGCUUCUCACCACUCCACCUGUCUGCGAAGUACGGCGACAUCGGCGUGGCGAGACUUCUCCUGGCUCGAGGGGCUCAGCCAGAUGCACCAGGGAAGAGCCAUAUAACGCCUCUACACAUGGCCACUUACUACGGACAUCCCGACAUCGCUUUAUUACUGUUAGACAAAGGUGCAUCACCACACUCGCUGGCGAAGAACGGCCAUUCAGCGCUACACAUCGCAUGUCGGCACAAUCAUCCUGACAUCGCCUUCGCAUUGUUGGAACAUGAUGCGGACCCCAGCGUAAAAUCCAAGGCCGGCUUCACGCCACUGCACAUGGCGGCUCAAGAAGGCCACGAGGAUUGUGUGGAGAUGCUGAUCGAGCGGGGAGCUGAUGUCAAUGUACCCGCCAACAAUGGUCUUACUCCAGUACACCUGGCGGCGGCGGAAGGUCGCACGGCGGUGCUGAAAGCGCUCCUCGCUGCGGGCGGGCGGUGCGGCGUGCGCACUCGCGACGGGUACACGCCUCUGCACGCGGCCGCUCAUCAUGGCCACCACGCCGCCGCCAAGACUCUGCUGGAGGCCGGCGCUGACGUCACUGCUAAAGCUGCUCACGGGUUCACUCCUCUCCACCAGGCCGCCCAGCAAGGUCACACUCUUAUUAUACAGUUGCUGCUGAAAAGCAGUGCUGACCCCAACGCACUGUCUGCAAACGGUCAAACGGCGUGCGCGAUAGCAGACCGCCUGGGCUACAUUAGCGCCGUGGAAGCUCUGAGACCUCUCACUGAGAACACUUUGAGUCAGGCUGUGGGAGAUACUGGUGGUUUAGAAGGCAAAUACAGGGUCGCGGCGCCAGAGCUCAUGCAGGACACCUUCAUGAGCGACUCCGAGGACGAAGGCGGGGAAGUGGAGUGUCCGAUCCAGCAGCAACAGCAGUACCGAUACAUGAACAGCGAGGCGGGCACUCUGAACCGCGCGCGGCCGCUGGAGGACAGCGUCACGGACGGGCACCUCUGGCCGAGCAACAAUGACAGCCGCGUCGCCACCAUCGAGCGACAACCGCUCGACAUCGGUUUCCUGGUCUCGUUCGUAGUGGACGCGCGAGGCGGUGCGAUGAAGGCGAAGCGACGCGGUGGCGUCCGUAUCAUCGUGCCUCCCGCCGCAUGCGCCGCACCAACCAGGGUCACAUGCCGAGCGGCAACACGUCGCGCCCCCGUAGCAGCGCCGCCUCCACUGAUGGAGGGUGAGGCACUGGCGUCAAGAUUGCUGGAAUUACAACCACAGGGAGCUAAAUUUUUGGGGCCCGUGAUCAUCGAAGUACCAAUCUUCACCGCGUCGUGCCCCGAGCGAGAGAUUGUCAUCCUGCGCUCUGACACAGGCGAGACAUGGCAGGAUCAUUACUUGCACAACAACGAUAACCCUAUGAUACAAGAAGCGUUGACGCGUGAAAGGCAAGACCAUGGAAACAGCGGUGAAAGUCUAGGAGAGGCGGGGGAGAGGGUCACUCGCAUCAUCACGUGCGACUUCCCGCACUACCUCGCCGUGGUGUCGCGGGUCAGGCAGGAGGUGCACAUCAUCGGGCCGGAGGGAGGCACUAUAUCCUCUGCGCACAUACCACAGGUCCAAGCGCUGUUCCCGCCACAGGCGCUCACGAAGCGCAUCCGCGUGGGUCUGCAGGCGCACGGCGCGCACGCCGCGCUGAGCCGGCGCGUGCUGCCGCGGCACGCCGCCGUGUCGCCCGUGCUCACGGUGGAGCCGCGCCGCCGGAAGUUCCACCGCAGCAUCACGCUCACCGCGCCCCUGCCGCAUCCCGCUGACCAGAAGAUAAACAGCUACGACAAACAGUCCACCGCCAACCUUCGUCUGCUGUGCUCCAUCAUGGGCGGGCAGGCGCGCGCCGUGUGGGAAGAUGUCACCGGCUCCACGCCGCUCACCAUCACGGACGACUGCGCCUCCUUCACCACCACCGUCUCCGCCAGAUUCUGGCUGAUGAAUUGCCAAAAUGUUGGCGACGCGACCAAACUUGCUACUGAAUUGUACAGAGAAAUGCUUCUGGUACCUUUCGAGGUGCGUAUCGUGGUGUUAGGCAAGAGGCUGGACGCGUUAGAAGGACGACUGCUUGUUCUAUACAUCACCGACAGAUACGCCUACGACACCCUCCUUCAUCAGGAGCACUACACAGAAGUGGCACACUCGACUUCCGUCCGGUUCCUGGACAGCAAGCCGGUGUUCCUGGAGUUCUCCGGCAACCUCGUGCCCGUCACCAAGUCCGGCACGCAGCCCAACUUCAUAUUCGAGGCUUUCAAGGACAACCGCGUUGAGUUCACCGUCCGAGUCAAACAUCACGAGGAAACUCCGUCAGGCCGAAUUUACUUCAUGAAUGAACCUAAGGUGGCCAAAGGAGAACAGUCUCCCAACCCUGCGUGUGUACUGGACGUGUCUCUCCCCGAGCGUAUCGCGCCCAGAACCGCCAAGAGCCAUCUCGACUGUCUCAACUUGGAUCAGUCUGGUUUCGACGCACUCAAAGACGAGUUGAGCUUCCACUGGGGCGAUCACAACCACAGCAUCAACCCACCAGCCAUUCCCGAAGACGAGCCGCUGCAACUCAACGGACAUGAUAAAACUAUCGCUAAUGGCGAUGUCAAGUAUCCCACAAAAGAUACGGAGGAAAAGGAAACAAAGCCCCACGUAAAUGGUGACACCCUGCACGUUGAUUCCAAUAAAACAAAAGCUACUUUUGAUUCCGACGAAGAUAAGACGCCGAUGAACACUUUAGAGAAGGGUAAAAAGAAGUCCGAAGGGGGAUCAUUCCUUGGCGGGCUUGCUGAUAAAGUAAAGAAUGUGUUCAGUCACAGUGACGAUAAAGAUCAUGGCAGCAAAGAGUCUUCUCCUAAACCUCAGCCUAAACCACGCGAAUCUAAAGAAAAGACCCCUCCAAAGCCAGCCCCAAGAAUAAUAAAUGAAGAUAUACUUGAGAAAGUUGAAGAUAUGUUUAAAGAUGUUCGUCAGAAACCACACCUCAAGGAUGACGACGAUAUCAACAAUCAAGUUUACUCCACUAAACUAAUAGUAGACGAGGAAGAUCCGAAAGAUACACGUAUUACAACCGAAGAAGUAUACCACCAGUAUCAACACAUGCAGCCUGUUGACACUCCCUUGCAUUGCAAGACUACCGAUCCAUUCCAGUUUUAUGACGACUGCUGUAAAGGUCUACACAAAAUAGGUGAAAAACAUAGUCAUGAAGAAACAUCUAAUUUAGCGGAUAGAAUAGAACAAGUAAAGUUUGCCGCACACGAAACGAUUGAAGAAAUCAUUGAUGAUACUCAUAAUGCGAUAAAUAAAGCCAAAACUGACAGAGACAACAUCAAGGAUCAAGCCGAUGAAACGCAAGAAAAUUUAAAGGUAAAAUCUGAAAACUUUAAAAAUCAACUUAUCAGUAAAGAGGAAAAAUUAAAAGUAGAUUUAAUUGAUGAUGCAACAAAACUAAACAAUGUGGCCAAUAACAAGUUAGAUGACGUUUCCAAAACUGCAAAACAAGUACAAGAAGACCUUAGUCAAAAAGAAUCUGAUUUGCAUAAUAAAGUCGAUUCAGUUACUACAUAUUCCGUAAACAAUGCUCUGGAUAUUGUACCUACACUUCUUGAUAAAGAAAAGUUGACUGACAAAGUUCACUUAGUUGAUUUUGCUGCGAUAGAAAGAGGUGAACAAAUGAAAAUAAGUGGUCAAAGUAAGUUAUCGCAAUUGGGAAAAACUUUUGAACACACCGUAGAUGAUGUCGACAAUAAGGUACAAAAUACGACCACUUCGAUAUCAAAUAAUAUUCACGGGUCGCUAUUAGACACAGAAAGUCAAAUUAAAAACAUUAAAAACUCAUUAAAUGAGAAAACUAGCGAUGCUAAAGAAAACGUUAACAACAAAAUAAAUAAUGUCAAAAAAGGAACUGAAGAAUCAUUAGAAAAAGCAAAGCUUGCAACUACAGAAACAAUAAAUGAAGUAAAUGAAACUGUCGAUGUCGUUAAAGAAAAAGGAAAGAAAUCUAAGUCAAAAGGUGAUAAAAAAUCAAAAGAGGGAAAGAACUUUUUUACGGGUUUAGUACAUAACAUUUUUGGGGAGAAAGAUAAAAUUGAGGACGAAGUCAAAGGUAAAAUUGCUGACGGUAAAAAGUCUGCAAAGGAAGCAGUCAGACAGGCUUCUGAAACAAAAGACAACGUGGAAGAAAAUAUCGCUAAGGAAAAUGAGAAAAUAAGACAAGAAACAGAAAAGUUUCUGCAAAGCGCAAAAGAAGAAAAAGAUUUUAUUGUUAAAAAUGUCGAAAAUAAAAAAGAAGACAUUAUACAAUCUGCAAAUGAAAAGUCAGGAGAAAUCAUCAAUGAUAUACAGAGAAAAAAAGAUGAAUUGAUAGAAAGUGGUCAAGACAAAACAGAAGCAUUUGUCAGAGAUGUAGAAAAUAAAAGAGAUGAAUUAUUACAAAGUGCCCAAGAUACCAAACAAAAAGCUGCCGAACUUGUGCAAGAUAAAACAGAAAAGAUCAUCAAAGAUGCUGAAAACAAAAAAGAUCAAUUAGUACAAAGUGCAAGUCAUGAAACUGAAAAUAUUAUUACAAGUUUACAAAAUAAUAAAGAUGAAUUAGUACAAAAUGCUCAAGAUGCUUCCGAAAACGCAGUCAAUUAUGUCAAAGAUAAAAAAGACGAUUUCAUACAGAACACAAAGCAAACUGUUCACUUUGCUGAAGAAAAGACAGCUGAAUUGUUAGAAAACACUAAAAAGAAGAAGGAUAGUAUUUUAAAUGACGCACAAGAUAAAAAAGAAGAAUUAUUGGAAAGUACACAAAAAAUUGGUAAUAAUAUGCUAGACAAAAAAGAUGAGCUAGUUCAUGCCGCCGAAGAUACCACUGAAAGUGCCAUUAAUAAUUUGACAAAUAAAAAGAAUGAGUUGAUAAGCAAUUUGCAAGACAAAUCUAAAAAUGCUGUCGAAGCUGUAGAGAACAAAACAGAUGACCUUGUACAACAAGCAGAAAAUAAACGGGAAGAAAUUAUUGAAAAUGUUGGAAAUAAAGCUGGUAAAAUAGUUAAAGAUGUUCAAGAUAAAAAAGAUAAAGUUUCACAAAGCGUACAAGAUACUCAGAAACAGAUGGAGGACUUUUUGUAUAAUGAAAAAAAUGAAUUCGAAACAGCUUUUCAUAAUAAAGUCGACCAGGCAGAUAAAGCCCUUAAAAAAUCGAAAGAGGGAGUAGAAACUGCAAUUUUAGAUAAAAAAGAUAAAUUAAUUAAUGCUAAAAAUUCGGUACAGUUUGAAGCUGAAGAUAGAUUAAACCAAAUAAGGCAAGAAGCGGAACUAGCUACAGAUAGUAUCAAAAAGACUGCUGAAGAAACUAUAAAUGCUGCAGUUGAAAAUAAAUCUAAAUUAGAAUCCAAAAUAGCAAACAAAUUAAGCGACGUCAACGAUUCCGGUAAAGAAGAAUUAGAGAGGGUACAAAAUUUUGCAAGCGAGAAAGGCAACAAAUUACAGAAGUCGGCAAAGGAAUCGUUAAUUCACGUUCAGGAUUCAGCCUCCAGUGCUUUUGACCAGUUCGAAAGUGCCGCGACGGACAAAAUGAACGACGCUAAAGAUACAUAUGAAGAUUUGCAAAGCUCCGCUCGCGAUACAUUUGCUGAUUUCCGAGAUGACGUUCAAGGAGUAGAAAGCUCUGCUCAAGAUACUCUGCACAGUUUUCAAAGUUCAGCGGGUAACACGUUCGACAGUCUAGACGAAUCAGUGCGGGAAUUUGUCGGCGGUGCACAAAACACUGCGUCAAAAUCUGAGGAUAGUGCUAAAGAAUUGUUCGGAAACGCGCAGGACACAUUCGAGGGCUUCCAAAUAGCGGCUGGCAACAAACUGGAAGACAUCAAAGGCUCCGCUAAAGACAGGUUGCAGGAGGCUGACGAAAGGUUGGAAAUAACAAAAGAAAAUGUUAAAGAGGGCGUGAGAGAAACUGAAGAGGCUGUGGCUGAUACACUCGCAAAUGAGGCGGAUAAGUUCACGAGCAGUCUUAACGAUUUGGGGAAUUCAGUCUUCGGAACAUCCGGGAAAGGAUUCAUGAAAGAUUCGAGCACGAAACUGCUUGAAUCAGAAAAAUCACAGUCCUCACCACACAAGAAGAGUUCGGGUUUUUUCUCCAAACUUCGCCGCAAUCCAUGAAAACUGACGAUGACUUCGAGCCCCGUGUUCAUGGACCUGAUAUUAUAUCUAGACUUAAAAGUUCUACUAACUUUAUGAUUUAGCUCUGCAUAGUUUAGGGAGUAAAUAAAAUGCAAGAUAUAUUGUUGUCUUUAGGCUAGCCGCACACAUAAUGAUAUUGUCAUCAUUAUUCCGACCUCUCGCAAUACUGCACGGCUAUUCUCUAACGAUGUUUUUAGCUCGCGACUCUAAUUCACCGCUAUCUUUCUUAUUCUAUAGUAUCGUGUUAAACAGAGAGAUAUAUAGGUGAAUUCGAAACUUGCACUUGCGAGUUAUUUUAUAUCGUUACAGAAUGGCUAGCUAGCUGAUAUAUAUUGGCAGGUGUCUACAGAUCCUAAAUAGGUAUAGGACGCAGCGCAUCAAACGGAUUUUUAAAAUUUUACGUUAUAUAAAAUCCGUUCGAUGCGGAUAUAAUAGUAAAAUCCGUUUGAUGUGAUGCGUCCAUUGACCUCUUAUAAUAAGUAGGGGAUCAAUGGAUGCGUGUGAUACAUAUGAUGCGGAUCUGUGGACUGUCAUAUCAAAAUGAUCGGCAAUAUGAAAUUCAUAUAGACAAUAUUAUUAUGUGAAUGGGGGAACCUUACACCAAACGAUCUAAGUUCAUAAGAUUACGUAUUUGUAAUUCCUAAAUAGUAUAUAAAUAAUAAAAAAAUAUAUUAUUAAUAAGUGGGUAUUUGAACAUACCCUCGUUUAAAAAAGAUAUAAAAUGACUUAGUCGCAAUAGUCAACCUACGAGCCUCUUGUAUCUCUCGUAGGAGAUUCUUUGCAGAACAAUAAUAGACAUUAAAAAAAAUAGAACUAUAGAACAUGCUCUCAACCAACAUCAAAUACACUUAGUAAAGUUAUUUUGUAUUGGAGUUAUAUCCACAAAAUAUGAAAAUUUCGAUUGUUUGGUGUAAAGCUUGAUCAGAAAAAUAAACUUCGUCAUUGGCCAAGGAACUUGGCAAAGUCUCUCAGUCAAGACAAGGGUUAGAAGAACAUUACUGGGACCACAAAAUCCCCUUGUAUUACCCGGGGGUAAGGAUGCCUCGAGGCACUUAACCGGCAGAAGGUGACCCACACGCUUACAUUAGCAUACUAAGUAAUAAGUACAGAUGGCUAAUAAUUCUCAGAGUUCUUAUAUUUCUGGUCAGGCUACAAAACGGUCAAAAGCCGUACAAGGUGUUCUGUAAUGUAAUCUUUGCAUAAUAUAUUAUAAUAUUUAGAACAUAUUAGUGAGAGUGAGACAUGAGAUGAGACAAAUGCUAUUCGGCUGUACACAAUUAUCACUGCGUAUAUUCUUAUUCGCAAACGUUGAAGGAAUAACAUCGUGAGGAAUUUUCUUAAUUCUGUACGUGUGUGAAGUUCUAAGAGGAGACCCGUGCUCAACAGUGAGCCGAAUGAAGGUUGUUAAUGAUGAUGAUAUUCUUCUGAAAGUAUUGCUGUUCUUUUCUUUAGAGAACGUCUUGAAAAGGACAUCACUACUUUGUGUACCGUCGAACUAUAGUCUGGCAAGUUCGUUGAUGACACUCCCAUGAUAUGCGGGCGACGGGGGGAAAGACCGUGCGUGUGAAAUCUUGCGGAAGUGAGGUGCAUCAGUCGUGGGUUUUUCAUUCAUCGCUACACGCCCCGCGCGGACCAUAGGAAGUGUUACGAACGAAGUUGCCAAGCUAUACCAUUAAGAGAUGUACAUGUAUGUACCUGAAUGUAUUCGGUUCUUGCAUCGUAUAUCGAUUUAUAAGUCCAUUAGAUUUAUGACAAAGGUUUGUUUGAUUAGAGACGUGGUAGUAUACCAACUAGAAUGGUCCCAUUUAAUAUGUGAAGUCCAAAUCGUUACUUAGUACCUUUAAAGUUAAAACUCUAGUGCUAUUCAUAAACAUGGAUUAGGAUUCAGAACUAAAACUUCAAAGUAAAGUGAACUUAAAGUAGUAGUAAUUAGGUUUACUUUACUUUGAGAUUUGAGGUUUAAAUCUCUAUCCAUGUUUAUGAAUAUGGAGGUAGCUUUUCAAAUAACAAAUGUGUAAUGACAGUUAGAAUCAAAAGUCAGCAGAUUUAAAUUAAAUACGAAUAAAUUGUAGACAUCAUGUGUGUUUCUAAGGAAACCUAUAGAGUAACUGAACUGGAAGCAGGUUUUACGGCUGAAUAAAAAAAACAUUUUGAACCGUAAAAUAUAUACAUUAUUUAUUAUAUAAAUAGAUGAAAUACACACAUAGAUGUAUACAGCCGAACAUAGAACCUCCUCCUUUUUGGAAGUCGGUUAAAAAGUGACUUCUGCGCUUACCCCGCCCUCCAAUGACGCUCAGAAAUCGUCGAGUGUCCUGUAGUUAAAUUGGCGACAUUUCCAUAAUUGGGUACCUGUUUAUAUACUGUGAAUGAAUGGAUGAUGUUAAAAUUUAGAAAAGUAUAGUCGGACGCAAUUUUUAUGACGUCUACGCAGGUCAAACAUAAAGUCCCACGUGAUGCUGGUUGAUGCCCCGCCGCCGAACCCAACGUAACCGAUGAUACCUAAAAUCUUGUAUUGCGCACGAUGUUCUGGUACGUCAUAAAGAAUGCAUCCGAAUAUACAGCAUAAAGUAAGAAAGCUAUAUGAUUGUAGUUGAUACUGGUUUUGCCCACCUAGAUAUGUGGCCUAAAGAGCCUUUUUUACUAAUUUUUGUAUAAUAUUUUCAUGUAAUCCAUCAAAAAAUAUAUUAUAAAUAAAUCAUAAUUUGUUUUAUGAGGUGCUUUAAGGUAUAUGGCAUUGAAUACCUAAAAGGUUAAUUUAAUUGGGCGAUAUCUUUAUAAACAAUUUGGUUAUUACCUCUAAAUGUUCGAAUAUUUGGUAAAAUUAUAAAAUGUAAUUUGAAAUAAGAUUGAUUCAAACAAAAACAUCAUGUCUUUACAUUAAGUAGUUUAAAAUCAACUUUUCGAAAAAAAAUGUUGUUUUUUGCACUCUUGUGAUGUUUUGUAUUGUAUUUCGGUGUAAUAAUAUUUAUGUUAUGAAUUAUUAUAAUUAAAUUCUAAAAGUUACACUUACUUAAAAGUCCUUUGAUAUUUUUCAAAUUGUUAAUUAUGUAAUUGAAAAUUAAAGUUUUUAAAUAUAGUUCUAAACUAUAUACUUUAAUCUAUAAUAUUUAUUACUAAGUAUUUAUAUUAUGGAUAUAAAAAAAUAUAAAAGCCCACAAAAAGUUCUGAAUGUACUGUGAUGCCAAAAUAUAAUGAAAGAUUUUAUGUAUAAAGUUUAACUUUUUGUUAAUUUAUUAUUAAAGUCUAUUGUCACCUUAUUUAUUGCUUUUAGUAAUAAAUUUUAUCGCAAA